Paralichthys olivaceus (Japanese flounder) is the source of this 1982-nucleotide messenger RNA. RefSeq names its product carboxypeptidase N, polypeptide 1 (gene cpn1). Gene Ontology annotation, biological process: peptide metabolic process; protein processing. Gene Ontology annotation, molecular function: zinc ion binding; metallocarboxypeptidase activity. The record is from RefSeq and is a predicted model, not a curated record. Lineage: Eukaryota; Metazoa; Chordata; Actinopteri; Pleuronectiformes; Paralichthyidae.
AAGAGAGAGGGAGAGAAGCAGCUGUUGGAGGAGGAGAGUGAGACAAAGAAGGAGCGAGGGGCUGUCCUUAGUUGCUCUUCAGUGUGAGGACUGUAUGUGGGAGGAGGCAGGGGGAGAGGGAGAGAAACAGGGGUGAACAAGAAAGGAGAGGAGCAAGCAGGGAGUAGCCAGUAUGUUUGGUGUGUGAGGAGAUAAAUAUACAUCUGAAAGUGUGUGUGAGUGCAUUGCAUUGUUGCAGCAAGUCUCUACACCAGGCUCCCCUUGUCUCCUCCUGUGCUGCACAACUUGGGCUGAGGGACCAUGCAGCAGCACCAGCAGCGGCGGUGGACUCUUCCCUGGCUUGGUGCUGUCCUGCUGGGAAUGAUGGGGCUCCUGGUGGUGGGCUCGGACUUCCAGCAUCACCGGUACGAGGACAUGGUGCGAGCUCUGUUUGCAGUGCAGAGCGAGUGCCCCUACAUCACCCGCAUAUACAGCAUCGGGCGCAGCGUGGAGGGGCGCCACCUCUACGUGCUGGAGUUCAGUGAUAACCCGGGCAUCCAUGAAGCAUUGGAGCCAGAGUUCAAGUAUGUGGGCAACAUGCACGGCAACGAGGUGCUGGGCCGCGAGCUGCUCAUUAAGUUAUCCCAGUUUCUGUGCGAGGAGUACCGGGCCGGAAACCAGCGGAUCUUCAGGCUGAUUCAUGACACACGCAUACACAUCCUGCCCUCCAUGAACCCUGACGGCUACGAGGUGGCUGCCAGACAGGGUCCAGAGUUCAACGGCUACCUGGUGGGUCGAGGGAACUCCAGGGAAAUCGACCUGAACCGGAACUUCCCAGACCUGAACGCGCUCAUGUACUACUACGAGAAAACCAACGGGCGAAACCACCACCUGCCGCUGCCGGAUAACUGGGAGCAACAGGUUGAACCAGAGACGUUGGCCGUCAUAAAAUGGAUGCAAAACUACAAUUUCGUCCUGUCUGCCAACCUCCAUGGAGGAGCUGUGGUGGCCAAUUACCCCUUCGACAAGUCGAGAGAUUCCCGCAUUCGAGGGAGGACCACAUACGCCGCAACUCCGGAUGAUAAAAUCUUCAGACAGUUGGCGAGGACCUACUCGUACGCUCACAGCUGGAUGCACAAGGGCUGGAACUGCGGGGACUUCUUCGAUGAGGGGAUCACGAACGGGGCCAGCUGGUACUCUCUGUCCAAAGGGAUGCAGGACUUUAACUACCUGUACACCAACUGUUUCGAGAUCACCCUGGAGCUGAGUUGUGAUAAGUUCCCUCCGGCAACAGCUCUGCCCAGAGAGUGGCUGGGCAACCGAGAAGCACUGGUUUCAUACCUGGAGCAGGUGCAUCAUGGGAUAAAAGGCAUGGUGUAUGAUGAAAACAACAACCCUAUCAGCAACGCCGAGGUCUCUGUAGCUGGCAUCCACCAUGAUGUGACCAGCGGUGUGGAUGGCGACUAUUUCAGACUCCUGUUACCAGGCACCUACACUGUGACAGUGUCCGCCCCGGGCUACCUCCCCUCCACCAGCACUGUCACAGUGGGACCAGCUGAGGCCAUACAGCUUCAUUUUUACUUGAAAACUGCACCAAAACAAAACCUGAGAGUGAAGCCCCACAACAGCAAGAGGAACCUCUCGUCUCUCAAGGCCCCGUUAAAGCUCGGCCCCAGAUGAGACACGGACAAUUAUUCAGACGUGACACAAACAUGCACACACAUACACUGAAAGUCCCACAUACUGUAAGAAAAAUACACACAUUCACACCCACACAUACAAUUUAUGGGAAUGGUAAAUGACCUUUGUAGUCCUAUGAUUAUGUAUUUCCACCAUUUGUGUUUUGUCGAUAAUUAUAAACUGUGUGUCCGUAUGGAAGAAUUGUUGCCAACCUGGUGUAUUUAUGUAACAGUAUUGAUUUCCUGUAUUUGUAAAGGACUUUUUGGAUUUUAAUUUCAAUUGAAAGUGAAAAUAAAAGACUGUUUUAGUGUCAUAAUUUACUA